UUCAGCUGAGUUUUGUUUACGUUUCUGAUGUGUUGAAUGGUGUUGAGGAAUGAAUUCAUCCAAUUAACGUUGCCAUAGAACACGACUCCAGAAAUGGUGCUGCAAAAUUCGGGAAGAUUCAGGCCCGACAGAGCAGACAGAAAUAAGGAGGGCGAUGCUGUUAUACAGGAUGAUGGCUCAGAUCGACGUCUUCAGCAAAGUUUGGAGAAUGACGCUGUUGAUGCAAAAUUUGGCUUUCACCGUUACAAAGAAACUGCAGAGAAAGUCGGAUGGUUGCUUAACAUGCAUCCUACGGAAAUUUUGGAUGAAGACAAGCGAUUACUGAGUGCUGUGGAUUAUUAUUUCAUCCAAGAAGAUGGUUCAAGAUUUAAGGUUUCGCUGCCAUAUCGCCCUUACUUUUUUGUAAUGGUGAAGAAAGAUGUCAUUCAAGAUGUGACAACAUUUUUGUCUAAAAAAUUUUCUGGCCUGUUGGCUUCUGUAGAAAUUGUGCAGAAAGAAGAUCUUGAUUUGGAGAAUCACCUGACAGGACUAAAACAAACCCUGCUUAAAUUAUCUUUCUUGACAGUCAGUGACUUAGUAAAGGUUCGUCAGACUAUCAGUUCUGCAGUUAGAAGGAAUAAAGAGGUAGCUAAAUCAAAAACUGUGUACCAUGAAAUGUUUUCUGCACAGAUUUCUGGGGACAGUAAUGAAGUCAGUAAACGCCAGCAAGAUCAUUUUGAAAAUUUAUUAGAUAUGAGAGAGUACGAUGUUCCAUACCACGUCCGGGUGUCUAUUGACUUGAAGAUAUUUGUUGGUCUUUGGUAUUCUGUUAGAGGUGGAGGAACAGCUCCUCCAGUGAUAAGUCGACGAGAGGAUCUUCUUGUUUGGCCUGACUGUAUUGUGUUGGCUUUUGAUAUAGAAACUACCAAGUUACCGUUAAAGUUCCCUGAUGCAAACACCGAUCAGAUAAUGAUGAUUUCAUAUAUGAUUGAUGGUCAGGGGUUCUUGAUUACGAAUCGAGAAAUAGUCGGCGAGGAUGUCGAGGAUUUUGAAUAUACACCCAGACCAGAAUUUGAAGGUCCUUUUACAAUCUUUAAUGAACCUAACGAAAUGAGUCUCAUACAACGUUUCUUUGAUCACAUUUUGGAGGUAAAGCCCCACAUAUUUGUUACAUACAACGGUGACUUUUUUGAUUGGCCUUUUGUUGAAGCAAGAGCAGCAUUUCACAACCUUGACAUGUAUAGAGAAAUUGGUUUUUCAAAAGGUAGAGAUGGUGUUUACAGCUCAAGACCAUGUAUUCAUAUGGAUUGUUUGUGUUGGGUAAAACGUGAUUCAUAUCUUCCUGUUGGCUCCCAUAACCUGAAAGCUGUAGCCAAAGCUAAGCUACGAUAUGACCCAGUUGAGCUUGAUCCAGAAGAUAUGUGUUCUCUGGCUGCUGAACAGCCACAGGUUCUGGCUAAUUAUUCAGUUUCAGAUGCUGUUGCCACUUACUACCUAUACAUGAAGUAUGUCCACCCUUUUAUUGUUGCUCUUUGCACCAUUAUUCCUAUGGAACCAGAUGAGGUCUUGAGAAAAGGUUCUGGAACUCUAUGUGAAGCUUUGUUGAUGGUAGAAGCCUACCAUGUUAAUAUAAUAUACCCUAAUAAGCAGCAAUCAGAAUUGAACAAGUUGACAUCAGAUGGUCACGUUUUAGAUUCUGAAACUUAUGUUGGAGGCCAUGUAGAAGCUAUUGAAUCUGGAGUGUUCCGAGCUGACAUUCCUUGUCGGUUUAGAAUGGUUCCAGAAGCAUUUCAGAAACUGAUAGAUAAUGUUGACCGCACAAUCAAAUUUUGUGUCGAAAUAGAGGAAGGUAUUCCUUUAGACCAAGUUACUAAUUAUUUGGAGGUUGUAGAUGACAUAAAGAAAAAACUUGCAGAUUUGAGAGAUACCCCUUGCCGUUUGGAGAACCCCCUUAUUUAUCAUUUAGAUGUUGGAGCCAUGUACCCUAAUAUUAUUCUAACCAAUCGUCUUCAGCCUUCUGCUAUGGUAGAUGAGACUGUAUGUGCUGCUUGUGAUUUCAAUAAACCUGGUGCAACCUGCCAACGAAAAAUGUCCUGGAUAUGGCGUGGAGAUGUUAUACCUGCGUCUAGGAGCGAGUAUCAGAGAAUUCAACAACAGUUAGAGACAGAAAGAUUUCCUCCCUUAUUCCCAGGUGGUCCUAAUAGAGCAUACCAUCAGCUUAAUAGGGAAGAGCAAGCUGCAGUGGAGAAGAAAAGACUCCAGGAGUAUUGUCGUAGGGCAUACAAAAAAGUCAAAGAUACAAGAACAGAGGAGAGAUGGCAAACCAUAUGUCAAAGAGAAAAUAAUUUUUAUGUCAACACCGUUCUUUCUUUUCGUGAUAGACGUUAUGAAUAUAAAGGUCUUUUGAAAGUUGCCAAGAAACAGUUGGGAGAAGCUCAAGAAAAGGGUGAUCCAUCUGAAAUUAAGGCAGCCAAUGCACGUGCAGUUCUGUAUGAUUCCUUGCAAUUAGCACAUAAGUGCAUCCUCAAUUCUUUCUAUGGUUAUGUUAUGAGAAAAGGAUCUCGAUGGCAUUCUAUGGAGAUGGCUGGUAUUGUCUGUUAUACUGGUGCUACAAUUAUCACACGUGCAAGAGAAAUUGUUGAGCAGAUUGGUCGUCCUUUAGAAUUGGACACUGACGGUAUAUGGUGUAUAUUACCUGGGUCUUUCCCUGAGAACUAUGUGAUCAAAACAACCAAUCCCAAGAAGUCUAAAGUGACGAUAUCAUAUCCAGGAGCUAUUCUUAAUGUGAUGGUGAAGGAUCAUUACACAAAUCAUCAGUACCAUGACCUUCAGAACAAGGAGACAUUAGAGUACUCUGUUCGUUCAGAGAACUCGAUUUUCUUUGAGGUUGAUGGUCCCUACUUAGCUAUGAUCCUUCCAGCCUCUAAAGAAGAGGGUAAGAAACUUAAGAAGCGAUAUGCAGUAUUUAAUUUUGAUGGCUCGCUUGCUGAACUUAAAGGAUUUGAGGUUAAACGCCGAGGUGAACUGCAAUUGAUCAAGAUUUUCCAAUCCUCAGUGUUUGAAUCCUUUCUUAAAGGAGAGACAUUAGAAACAUGCUAUGCAAGUGUUGCCAAGGUUGCUGAUUAUUGGCUUGAUGUUCUAUAUAGUAAGGCUGCCAAUAUGCCUGACUCUGAACUUUUUGAACUUAUAUCAGAAAAUAGGUCCAUGAGCAAAAAGCUGGAAGAAUAUGAAGGCCAGAAAAGUACUUCCAUAUCAACAGCUCGUCGAUUGGCAGAAUUUCUUGGUGAUCAGAUGGUGAAAGAUGCUGGCCUUAGUUGCAAGUUUGUGAUUUCAAAAAAACCUGAAGGGGCUCCAGUAACAGAGAGAGCUAUACCUCUAGCAAUUUUUCAAGCUGAGACAUCUGUGAAACACCAUUAUUUACGUCGUUGGUUAAAGGAUUCUUCCAUAGUAAACUUUGACAUAAGAAACGUUUUGGACUGGGAAUAUUACAUUGAGAGGUUAUCCGGAACAGUCAUGAAAAUUAUUACUAUUCCAGCAGCUCUUCAGGGUGUCCCAAAUCCAGUACCCAGAGUUGCACAUCCAGAUUGGCUUCAUAAAAAGGUGUUGGAGAGAAAUGAUACCUUUAAACAACGUCGUAUAACAGAUAUGUUUUCUUUCGCUCCAAAACCCAAACCUCAAAUUCAAGUACAAACAGAGGAUGAUAAUUCUCAAGAUUUAUUUGCAUCUCAGACUGUUAAUGACAUUGAGGACACAGUAGCUCCACAAAGCCAUCGUUCUCUUGGUCCAUCAGUUACAAGUGCCAAACGUAAGAGAGGAGUGAACCCGACAGAAGAAAACAUGGACCUAAGUAAAAGCUGGAGAGAAGUGCUUGGAAAUCCUCCACCCAAAGGCAACUCAAAGGAAGAAGUAAGAGCCUGGAUAGUUUUCCAAAAGAAGAAAUGGGAAUAUCAAAGACUUCAGCGGGAAACACGAUCCAAGAGACUAAGGAUGGAAAAUUACGUUGGGAUCACAGCAGGCAAAGGGGCUGGUGGAGUUGUUCGGUCAGCACCAUCAACCACACUUGGUGGUUUUCUUAGAAGAACUCAACGUACUCUGUUGGAUGUUCCUUGGCAGAUUAUUCAGUUAGCUGAAACCAACACACAAGGAUCGUUCAAAUUGUGGGCAUUGGUUGGGAGUGAUCUGCAUCUCAUCAAGCUUGUAGUCCCUAGAGUAUUUUAUGUCAACCAACGCCUCCCAAAACCACCCACUGAAUCUGAUGGUGUUUGGCGUAAAGCAAAUAAGAUUCUGCCCCGGUCACAUCCUACUCACAACUUAUAUGAGUAUAGUGUGCCAGAGGAGCUGUUUAGAGAACACAGCAAUGAGUUAAUGGCUGACUUGUCAACACCAGACAUCGAAGGGAUUUAUGAAACACAGGUCCCACUGGAGUUUCGAACAAUAGCUCAGUUAGGUUGCGUGUGUAUUGUGGAUAAAGCUUUAGCCAGACCCGACACAGAUACUUUUGAAGUGCAGCAACUCAAAUUUAAGACAGUAGCUCAGUAUCAGUACUUGGACAAAGACCGCCUUCACCAUAUUUAUUUCUAUCAUCACCGCAGUGGGAACAAAGCCAUGUUUGGUUUGUUUUUCCCCAAGAGUAAAAAGUCUCAUGUAUUUGUGCUGGAUACAGUCAGAAGCAACCAGAUGCCAAAUAUGAAUAAUCUGUAUAAUAAUGAAAGAACAGCAAAGCUAAGUAAAGGUCAUGAAGAAGCACUUUUACCUGAGGCCAAUUAUGCCUUUGAAAUUAAAUUUGAAACUGAAAUACGACAAAUCUAUCGGCAAAUUCAGCGUCUUUUGCAAGGUUAUCGUGAUGAAAAGAGAGGCCCUACUAUGCUUGCAGUUCAGUCUCCUUUAGAUUUAGUCAGUAUUACAACACUAAUGCCCGGAUUCGGAGAAUUUCCCCAAGUGCCCAUCCAUGUAAGCGAUGUUGAGAACUUGUAUAAUGUCUUGGACUGGCAACGUGUUGGUGCAAAGGCCAUGUUGCGUCAUUAUUUGGGAUUAAAUCAGUUAUUGCACAUGGCUUUGGAGCAGAGCAGGUAUUUCCAUGUCCCUGUGGGUAAUUUACCUAGUGAUACAACUGCUUUUGGAGCUGACCUGUUUUAUAUGAGACACUUGCAGAAGCACAAUUUUGUGGUGUGGUGCUCUCCUGGUCCAAGGCCAGACUUAGGAGGUCAUGAACAUGAUGAUAAUCGCUUGGUGGCUGAAUUAGAAGAUACUGUAUCAGCUGCAUCAGUUAAUAAUCCAGGCUGCUAUUCCUCUGUGUGUGUAGAACUGGACUUAGAUGCAUUGGCAGUCACAACUUUAUUACAGUCUCAUCAUAUCAAUGAAAUGGAAGGAACAAGUAGUAGUGUGGCAUUUGAUGCAGCACCUCAGGCUUCACUGCAAGAUAUGAUGGGCUCUGGGACAGAAUCCUCCCUCACUGCAUAUGAUGAAACAGCUCGUUGUGCACCUGCCUUUAAGAUUCUACGACAAAUGGUAGCUGCCUGGCUUCGUGAUGUUUCAGUAUAUCAGAACAUAUUUGCUGACUUCCAAAUAAUACAUUUCUAUCGCUGGUUACGCGAUCCUGGUUCUCUCCUCUUCGAUCCUGCCCUCCAUCGUAUUUUGUACACCCUAAUGCACAAAUUGUUUUUGCACCUUGUAGCAGAAUUCAAGCGUUUGGGAUCUAUAAUUGUUUAUGCUGAUUUUAAUAAAAUUGUAAUUUGUACCAAGAAGAAAAGAGUAGAAGAUGCUAUAGCAUAUGUGCAAUAUGUGGUCAAUAGCAUUCGAGGGAAGGAAUGCUUCCAUUCCAUUGACAUAUCAUUUAGUCAGUGUUGGGAAUAUUUGAUGUGGCUUGACCCAGCUAACCAUGGUGGCAUAAAAGGAAAACUGCCUAAAGACCUUUCACAGACUCAGGAUAAGGUCUCGUCAAAUAAAGAUGAUGAUGAUGAAGAUGGUGACCAAGAAAAUGCAGAAAAUGCCAAUACAGAAGAGGAGAAUGAAGAUGAGUCGGCUGUGAUUGAAAUGAAUUGGAAUUUAGCUGAAUAUCUUCCAGAAUGGUGUGGCUGUCAGAGUAGUUUUAACAAUGUUAUAGCGUCAUAUAUGAAUGCUGUUUAUGAAAAACUGCAAGAGGAAAGUGGACGUUUUACUCCAGGAAAUACACCUAUGAAACGUAAAGUAUCAAGUCAGUCACUGAGCCGAAGGCCAAAGGAUAAUGUUCAAGGGCAUGUAGAAUAUGCUCAAGAUCUUAUAUCAGGAGAAAUGGCUCAAAAGCUUUAUUUUAUAACUCAAAAAAUCCAGAAAAGAGGAACAAAUGAAAGAGAUGAAGAGGAAGAAACAAACUUGAUGGUGCUGCCUGGCAGAAAUAGUAACCCUGCCCUUGAGUUUGUCAAAAGUGUGACCAAGGUACUUUCACUGGAUUCAAAUGUCACAGAACAGGUAAACAAACUUCGACGCGACCUUCUUAAGUUACUAAACAUUGGAGAGUUUAGUCCAGAUGCUGAAUGGAAAGAUCCUUGUAUAUCCUAUGUUCUACCUGAGGUAAUUUGUCGAGCUUGUAAUCACUGUCGAAACAUUGAUCUCUGCAAAGACUCGCAUCAGACAGUUGAAAAUGGGAUGCGUGUUUGGAUGUGCCCUGUAUGUAACACAAAUUAUGCUUCCAGUGAAAUAGAGCACCAGUUAAUUAGCCUUAUUCAUAACAGUUCUAUGGCAUUUGUUCUUCAAGAUCUACAGUGUGACAGAUGUUCAGAGGUAAAGCAGCCAAACAUGACCUUAUAUUGUUCAUGUGGAGGAAGGUACCAGACACUCCUGAGAGCUGAUGAUUUCAGUCAGAAAUUGCGUAUCCUUGGAAAAAUUGCAUCGUUUUGCAAUAUGCCACUGUUGAAAGAGACAGUUCAGUGGAUAAUUACAAAUAAUUCUUGGAUGGAUACUUGAGUGUUAUUUUUCAAUUUAAAGUACGUAUUAGCAUACCAAGCUUUAGUAUGGGAGUUUGGAAAAGUAGUGUAUCUUGUGGUAGUAGUACUUGGUUUCCAUGUUAUAAGAGAGAAAUUGUGUUGAAUUUUAUUGUCUAAGAUAUAUUUUAUAUAUUUAUAAUAAAGAGUGAAAAUUAAAAUUUUUAUUUCA
Molecule: messenger RNA, 7110 nt
Organism: Macrobrachium nipponense
Lineage: Eukaryota; Metazoa; Arthropoda; Malacostraca; Decapoda; Palaemonidae
Gene: DNApol-epsilon255
Product: DNA polymerase epsilon catalytic subunit A-like
Exons: 29
Coding region: 94-6921 (2275 amino acids)
Biological process (GO): nucleotide-excision repair, DNA gap filling; mitotic cell cycle; base-excision repair, gap-filling
Cellular component (GO): epsilon DNA polymerase complex; nucleus
Molecular function (GO): DNA binding; single-stranded DNA 3'-5' DNA exonuclease activity; DNA-directed DNA polymerase activity
Source: RefSeq, a predicted model, not a curated record